AUGUUGAGCUAUAUCUACUUUCUGUGGGACAUUGAAUAUCCCUUAUAUGUCUAUUUCUACAUCUUCAUCAUUAUCCUAAUUAUCUGGCAAGUGAAACAGAAUUAUCAAGGAUUGAAGUGGGAACAAAAAAGGAGCUGCUGCCGGCGCCACCAAAAAGUCAGGCAAAGGGCUAGAGAUGCAGCAACACAAGCCAGGAGACUUACCCAAGAAGAAUCUGAGAAGCCAUGGGAGCUGCUCUCUAUCAUGAAAAGCCAAAGCUGGCUCCCCACAGAGGGAAAUGUGCGGCAGCUCCUGUGUGUAGAUCCCUGCUGCCAUAUUUGUGAAUCUGCAACUCUAGAGAUUCAGCAGUUGCUGGAGAGUGAUAAAAGCCAGAUCUCCCCUGCUUUGCCAGAACUGCCACAGGUCUCUUCUUGCCUGGACAUGUUGCCCAUAUCCAGUGUGCCUUUUGACGAUAAUACGAAGUUUUACUCCAGGCACUCCACAGACUUUGCACUGGUACCUGUGACCCAAAUGCCAAUGGAACACUCAACACAGUCAGUCAAUGCAGUUGGCAUUCAACAAGUCUGUGAUGAUCAUUUCCAGGUAGGACAGGAAUUUGAUCAGUCAGACAUGGCCAUGGUCUCUGAGGCUGUGGCUUCUUCAAGUCUUAGGGGGUCUGUGGUUUUAGUGAAUGCUGGACAGUCAAUGCACAGCAAUCUAAUCUAUGUCCAGCAGAACCAAGGCUAUCAUCAGUCUUUGAAUUCACAGAUCCCUUUUCAGACCCUGAACCCAGAGAGUACUCAUGUCACACAUCCUGUGUCCCUGUCUGUUGUCAACAUUCUCCCGCAGCCAUUCCUCAGUCCUUCAGUGGUAAGGCUUCUUGAGCUACAUGUGAAAAAACUGAUGCAUUCCCAAAGGUGGGGGCUCCCAAGACGUGUGGAGGAGUCCCUAAGUCAACUAAUGCCAAACCCACCAAUGUAUUUCCAGCCUGAAAACAACCGGCCAGUUUCUUUUAUCCUGAAUAAUACUUCUCAAGACUGUGGUAAUAGGUUUGGGAGUAUUUCCCACCAGACCUGGUACUCAUAUACAGACAGCCAACCUAUGCAGACCUUUUGGGUUUCUGAGUGGUCUAAUGUGGAACCAGAACAAAAAACACACUGUAAACAAAUCCCAAGCCCUGGGAGAAAGCCCUUAUUCACUCCUGACCAUAAUGUUGCCCAUGGCAUCUGUCUGCAGCCUGAGGGACAGGCUAAGGAACCCAGGGACAAUUUUCAGAAGAAAUUUACCCAGUUAUUCUGUGGCCUCCCUUCUAUGCACAGUGAAUCCUUGGUUACUACCUUCCUAGGCACUCGAGGUCUCUCCAAGGACUCAUCUAGACCCUCCUGCGAAGAUCCUCAUCUCUUGAAAGAGUCCUCAACCUUGCCCUUGCUGCCCUACACUCCACCUAUGGCAGCCCCUCCUCCUUCCUCAGUUUUUCCAAAUGAGUGUUUAUAUGAGCAUAAAGAGGCUCAGAUCACCGUGCCAUUUUUGACUCUGGCCGAGUGUAAAACCUUGGAAUGGCACCUUCUACAAAGACAGCUGCAGCUUCAGUGGGGCCUACCAGCUGUCAUACCUGGAUCUCCCUAUAUGCCGAGCUACAUACAGUACAGGCCAUGUAAUAAGGCAAAGCCACGCGAGACUUUAAAAGCCACCUGGCCAGGAAAGUGCUUCUCGGUCCUCACCAGAGACCUUUUCUUUGUCCCAGAGCACGUGCGCAGGCUGCUGGAAUUCCACCUGCAGAAGCAGCUGAUCCACAUCCGCUGGGGCCUGCCCCAGAGGAUCCAGCGCUCCAUUCACCUGCUGCUCUCCUCUGCUAACGAACACGCCCUGUCCUGCAGCCGCAGCCGGGCACUAUCCAGUGUGAGCAUCCCAAAGCCAGGCAGCCCAGAGGCUGAUGGGUCUGGUGACAGGUUCGCAUCUGCAGUGGACAAAGGGCCAAUCCUCAUGCCUCACUUGUUUGUCCAGGCAAAGGCAAAGUUAAAGAUCCACGUUGAUUCUAAAUGUGAUCAGAUCCACCAUGACAAGGUCCCUGCCUGUGUCCAACGCUCCUGGGAAUUCUGCAGGUGCUUGUCAGCAGGGACUCCCUUCCCAAGCGUCCCACCAGGCCAGUCCCUGAAGCCACAGGCAGAAAAUAAACCUGACCUACAUCACAAAGUUGUCCCUCAGGAACCAACGAGUGACCAGGAGGAGCGGCCCGUAUCAUGCGCUUUCAUUGAACACUGUAAGAGACCCCAAUCCCUAUCUGAGGAAACCAUUAAGAAACUGGAGACAACUUUAAGACAUAAGUAUCUGGCCUUCCUGUCAGGUCUGCCUGCCCUUUACUGUGUGGCUCCUUCUAGAGCUACAUCCCCAGCUGUUGGCCAGUUUGCAGUCACAGAGAUUGUAGUUAAAAAGCCACAGAAAUCCCUAACACAGGUGACCUCACUUGAAGACCCACGUCUGAGUAGGCUUGAGCCUUGUUCCCGGGAUGACAGCGAGGUGUCUGCAGACAUUACAGAAGAGGUACAGCCUGAAGUGCAGGUGGAAGGAAAGACAGAGAUGGUGCCUCUAGAGAGCCAGACUCCCAGCCCCAGCUCAUUAAACACAGAGUUGGUGGCGAGACUAAGUUUCCAUCUGAAAAAAAAGGUCCUAGAGAUAAAGUUGGGAAUUCCAAUAACAGCACGUGAGCUCCAAGAGCCAAAUGCAGUGGGCUCGGGGACUGAACACCCUCAGGAGCUUGUAGGGAGUCUCAGUAUCCCAGAAAGCAUAGAGCUACAGAAACUGCCCGAUUCAGGUGACCUUCCUCCAGCCCCAGAUGCAAGUACUGACCACCGGAAAAAACAGCCAGCCACUGCAGUGCAGGCUGUGUGCCACCAGCGAAAGAAACCUAGUUCCAAAGCAGUGUCCCAGGGUUCUGUCCACUGGAACUCCAAGGCCUCACAACUCAGGAAUGUGACCAAGGCUCAAGUGCCCUGUGUUCAGACGGAGACCAGUGGGGAAAAGCCCAACCUAGAGGAAGCCCUUAGCACUGAGCCUCAUGGCCCAGGCAAGAGCAAGUACUCAGACCAUGUCCCCAAACUGACAGGAAAGAGCCAAGAGCCAGGGAAACCCAAGGCAGUGGGGGACUUUGGAGAAGGGGAUACAGGUCUUGGGUUUUCCCCAACCAGUGAAGGAACACACCAUGAUGAAGACCAGGAGCCAGAAGAGGGGCCUGUGCACGGGACACCCGAGGGCUCCUCACAGCACAGUCAUAGCUUUCAUCCUGAGGAUCCCUGUCCACCCAGCCCCCAGAACACCCCUGAGCUGGAGUUCCCGGAUCCACCUCCAGAAGUCUUCAUGGAGAGGGAACCUGAGCUUGACACGCAAGACAGUCAAACCAAGGCAAAUGCCAUCCAGGAACAUGCGAGGAUUGCUGAGGUCCCCCAGCCUGUGGCCUCCUGGGCUUCCCAGGGCAUUCCUUUCCCACGCCCACUAAUUCAGGGAAAGCCUUUUCGGGUUCAAACUAGGCAAGACCGCAUUUCACGGGGGCAGGGGCGGGUGAUGCCAACCUCUCCUCAAGCUAGCCCUAGCCUUCCAGAGGCUGGCUUGAAAAAUAAGGUGAAAUCCUUUCUUCAGUCUAUUAACCCCAAGAUAAAAGGCAAAACACACGUGGAACCCAUGGUCUCAACACCUGCAACAGUGGCCAAAACCAGUAAAGAAAAUGUUGGCAAGGGUCUGCCUCAAGCCAAAAGCCCCACCCAGAAAACCAAGGCAGAGAACUGCAGAGGGCCCAAGGCCCAAUCUGCACCCGCUGAGAAGUCAGUGAUCGCUUCCUUCCUAACUGCGCCCCAUAUUCUAGACAGUAAGCUCCGGCCGAACCCUGGACAGCAUGGCUCUGUCUCAAUAUCAGGCCAGUCUCCUCGACAUUGUCCUCGGCACUGUCCUAAAUUGGCUUAUGCCACUCAACACAGAAACCCACCCUAG
Molecule: messenger RNA, 3960 nt
Organism: Cricetulus griseus (Chinese hamster)
Lineage: Eukaryota; Metazoa; Chordata; Mammalia; Rodentia; Cricetidae
Source: RefSeq, a predicted model, not a curated record